AUGCCUUUUCGAUCUUUGAAUGUGGAGUCCAAUGUUGUGUUAUCUGAUUUUCCUGAGCUUCACAAAUUAAUGUUAUCUAGAGGGUGGAUUCAUACUAUCUCUAAUAUGCUCAUGCCGUCUCAGAAAUUAGUUAGGGAAGUGUACUCUAACAUUGAUAAACAUUUACUAGAGUCUAGUCAUCCAAAUAAAUUCAAAGUUUAUUGUCGGGGUAAGUGGUUUUGUUGCUCCCCAUCUGCUAUUGCCAAAGCCUUGAAAAUUCUUGUGGUUCAAAAUCCUGUGUUUGGUCCUGACUUUUCCCCUAACUUAAAUAUUGUUGCUGCUGAGCUUGCUGGUUGUCCUGAUUUUAAGUGGCCUGAAGCUAAGGGGGUUCUUCCUACCACAACAUUGUCCAAGUUAUAUAAGGUCAUCCACAAGGUAACUAUAUCAAAUUGGCUGCCAAAUUCUCACAAGUCCACACUUGGGUCGUAUAUGGCUAAGUUUAUGUUUGCUGUUGGAACUGGAGUUUCUAUUGAUCUGUCUACCUUGAUUUUUGAACGAAUAUAUAAUGAUGCUUUGGUUAGUGGUACUCGCCAGUUUUUGCCAUUUCCUUGUCUACUUCAUCAGUUGGCAAUAUCCACUUCACCACAAUUCACUGCUCAAAAGGUUCCCUACAUCUGGUUGGUGGUUCUUGUUAUUGGACUACUUGCAUCAGUUUCGGUCAGACUUUAAUUCCUUUGUGGCUACAUACAAAAAGGACAAGCAAUGGUCUUUGCAAUUUGAACGCCAUGUUUUAGCUCAGUUGGCCUAGCUUCGUGCCUCUAUGGAUUCUGAUGAUCAAUCUCAUUCUUCCCGUCCCUCCUCUUCUACAGCUUCUCUUCCUGCUCCAACCAACCCACUGGCAUCAUCUCAGGGGGAGCUUCCUAGCAGUGUCGCUCUUGCUCAGGGGGAGCUUCGUGUCUCUGAUCCUUCUCCAUCAACUCAGAAGGAGUUGCCUACUGAUCCAUCUGUUUCUCUUUCUGCACAGUAACUGAAGCUACAAUUAUGAUCACUAAGGGGGAUAUUUAGUCUAGGUUUCUGGUUGUUCUGGUUGUUUGUUGGUUCUCUUUUGUGACUAUUUAUGGAUGAAUAUGUGCGACUCUUCUGUAGUCUUUUCUAUUUAUGUGUUUUUUCUUUUCUUAUCUUUUGUAUGAACUCUUUCUCUGGGUUUACAUGGUUGGUUGUGUUUACUGACUCUAUUUUUUGGUUUACAUGCCAAUCUUGUUAUUUGAUUCAAUGAUCAUAAUUUUCCAAAGGGGGAGAUUGUUAAUGCCUAUUUUGGACUCUGACGUGUUUGAUAUAAUUAUGAUGUUGUUUUGUCU
Humulus lupulus (European hop) is the source of this 1337-nucleotide messenger RNA. RefSeq lists its product as uncharacterized. NCBI's taxonomy places the organism in Eukaryota, Viridiplantae, Streptophyta, Magnoliopsida, Rosales, Cannabaceae. The transcript is spliced from 2 exons. The record is from RefSeq and is a predicted model, not a curated record. The coding region runs from base 1 to 708 and encodes 235 amino acids.